GGCACUACGAGGAGGUGUACGAUAACCAGCUUAACUUGGCCUACUGUUUCAAUGAUCCUGAGGACAAAUGGUUAAGUAAUUACUUUUAUGAGCAAUGCUUUAACACUGCUCAACUAAUAAAAAUUGAUGGUGGGAAAAGAGAGGCACAAGCACAUGCAAAUAUGGGCCUCAUCAAUGAGGAACAAGGUCAUGUCAAGAAAGCUGCUGAGCAUUAUGAAGCAUUUUAUCAGCUAACAGAGGGUUCAAUGUGGAAGGAUAAGACAGGCCAUACUUAUAAUUCACUGGCAUGUGAGCAUCUCUGGAGAAUUUAUACAUUAAUAGCAGACAAAAUGCUAGGAAAUAAAGAACACCAACAGGCCAUCAAAACGCUAAUAAAAGCUUUAAAAAUGGCAAAAGAAGGAGGUGAUAUGAAGAUGGAAGGAGAAGCUGCGUAUUGCUUAAGUUUAGCAUAUUAUUUUGCUGGAGAACAGCAGACAGCGUUAUCAAUUUUGAACACCUCUGUAAAAAUCUUCACAGCACUUUGUGAUUCUGCUGGCCUAGGCAGAGCAUAUGCAGCUAUAGCCAAGAUCCUGGUAAG
Leptosomus discolor (cuckoo roller) is the source of this 577-nucleotide messenger RNA. NCBI's taxonomy places the organism in Eukaryota, Metazoa, Chordata, Aves, Leptosomiformes, Leptosomidae. The record is from RefSeq and is a predicted model, not a curated record.